Molecule: messenger RNA, 2525 nt
Organism: Prosopis cineraria
Lineage: Eukaryota; Viridiplantae; Streptophyta; Magnoliopsida; Fabales; Fabaceae
Product: DELLA protein RGL1-like
Exons: 1
Coding region: 642-2363 (573 amino acids)
Biological process (GO): regulation of DNA-templated transcription
Cellular component (GO): nucleus
Molecular function (GO): sequence-specific DNA binding; DNA-binding transcription factor activity
Source: RefSeq, a predicted model, not a curated record
ACAAAAACAUCGGGAGAGACUCGCUAUAAUAUAUUUUACCUAUAAUUAUUCAGCCAUAAGCCCAUAACUUAGUAUGCGUGUAGAACAUUUCAAAGUACUCUUGUUUCACUCCCCUGUAUUUAUAGAAGUAGCUAAUCCUUCUUCCUUCAUCCUUCAUUAUUAUAAAAAAGGAUCUCCUCUAUUUUAUAAAAUUGUUUCGACUUGCUCGGCUGAAAUUCUUAGGAAACUUUUAUGUGAUAGUGAUAUAAUAUUGGACAAGUUAUUGGGCGGUCUGUUUGGAUGCUAAAAAUCGUUUCCGCAACGACAAACCAAAAACUGAUAAGCUAUAAUGGUUACGGCAGACCUAAACCAGCCAUCUUUGUUUAAUACAAAUUGUAGGGCUUUUAUAAUCGCUAAGCGACAGCUUUGAUGGAAGUAUCGAAAUAUCAUAAUCGAAGUUGCGUUGUUCCUUACACGAUACACGUACUUUAAUGUUUAAACAAGUCCGUUAUGGUGAAGUUUCUUCAACCAAUUAAAUAUUUAUGUUGUACAGUUAGUGAUGAUAAUCUAUGCAUCUAGCCCCGUCGACAUUUAAAUAGAAAAGCUCAUUGUCUCGAAUGUAAACCGUUAAAACUUUUUUCUUGCUUUCUUCUAUCAUCGGAAUGGGGAAUGACCAUUUUUCUUUUACACCUUUCAAUUUCAGAGGCAUCCAGGACGGUUGUAGUUCCGUACAAGGGCAAGUAGUUGCGUUCCCAGGGAAACACGUUUUCUUUCAGGAACAGAUUGAUUCUUUCUCUACAUCGCAUGGGAAAGGAACCCAAUCAUAUGACGCUCAAAUUCAUCUCCAGCAAGAUGUGCCCAAAUCUGACAUCCAAAUGUUUGAAGAGUUCAGCAUUGACCCUGCUCUGCAAAUGACACAGCCGUUCCAGGAAAUCGUGGGGCUACAGAAUCAGGAAGUGGCAAGUUCAGAACUUGUUAAUGAGUGCAACAAUAAGAAGGUUCCACAAUCUUCUUCUUUAGCAUACUUGGAGCUCCUGAGCAAUUACGCAAGCAGAUUCAAGAAGCUAAGGGUACAAGACAUAACUGACUCGAACAAUAGUGAAGCUCAUGUGAGUCGCCAGGAUUUGUCAGCUGAAGAAAUAAUAAGAGUGGCUGGAGCAAGGUAUGUACAAUUCUCUGCUCAUUGGUAUGAUGAUUAUUGCAUGCCUCUGCAUCCAUAUGCCUCUGGUCUCGAGGUUCUGUCUGAAGAAGAAAACAGAGAUGUUGAACUUGCUCAAUUUCUUCUUGCUGCGGCCGAGAGGGUUAGUUGCCAACAAUUUGAACGUGCAAGUAGGUUGCUUCUACAUUGUUUAUUUAACUCAUCUCCUAGUGGAAACCCUGUACAGAGAGUUGUCUUCCAUUUUGCUCAAGCGCUCCAAGAGAGAAUCGAAAAAGAAGCUGGGAGCACCACUUCAAUGGGUUGUGCUAAGAACUUAGAAAACGAGUUGAUUCAAAAGUUGGAUACCAACAUAGCUCUUACUUGCCAUCAGAAAAUCCCUUUCAACCAAGUGAUGCAAUUCACUGGCGUGCAAGCCAUAGUGGAGCACAUUGCAUCUAAUAGCAGAAUCCAUGUUAUAGAUGUUGAUAUUAGGCAUGGAAUGCAGUGGACAUGCUUGAUGCAGGCACUCGUGGGGAGGAAUGAAAUGAAAGUGGAGCUCUUGAAGAUAACUGCUAUUGGAAUUGUUGGCCAACCCAAUGUAGAAGAGACAGGCGAAAGAUUGUCGAGUUUCGCUGAGUCGUUGAACUUGCCCUUUGUUUAUAAGCGAGUUUAUGUUACGGACAUGAUCGAAAUCAAGGAACAGCAGUUUGAAAUUGACGAUGAUGAAACUGUGGCUGUCUACGCUCCAUACGUACUCAGGACUAUGGUAUCAAGGCCUGGAUGCUUGGAAAACCUGAUGAGUGUAAUAAGAAAUAUCAAACCAACUAUAAUGAUGGUUUCUGAAGUAGAAGCCGAUCAUAAUUCAUCCUCAUUUGCCAUUCGCUUCACUGAAGCAUUGUUCCACUACUCAGCAUUUUUUGAUUGCCUUGAAACCUGCUUAAAGGAUGAAAAUAGGGGCAGACUGGCAACGGAAGCAAUAUUAUCUGAAGGGAUAAGAAACAUUGUUGCUGCGGAGGGAAGAGAAAGAACAGUGAGGAAUGUGAGGAUAGAAGUGUGGAGGAGGUUCUUUGCGAGGUACAGGAUGGUGGAAAUUGGAUUUAGUGAGUCAUCUCUGUACCAAGCUUGCUUGGUUGCCAAAGGGUUUGCUAGUGGCAGAUUUUGCACUCUAGACACUAAUGGGAAAUGCCUUAUAGUUGGGUGGAAGGGGACCCCAUUGCAUUCCGUUUCAGCUUGGAGGUUCCUUUGAGAAAAUGAUUGACACAUUUAACAGAUGGACUGCUUCAAUUCAUUGCAAGCUGUAAUGUUGUAUGUCCCCUUCAAAUUCCCUCCGAUCUUGUCCAAUUCACAUAUUACUCAAUUCAUAUAAGUUUGUGUUCAUUAUAUCUGAAUAUAAUUAAUUACCUGGGCU